This is a messenger RNA of Athalia rosae (coleseed sawfly), 1371 nucleotides long. RefSeq names its product odorant receptor 46a-like. The transcript is spliced from 4 exons. Gene Ontology annotation, molecular function: olfactory receptor activity; odorant binding. Lineage: Eukaryota; Metazoa; Arthropoda; Insecta; Hymenoptera; Athaliidae. Bases 22 to 1185 code for a protein of 387 amino acids. The record is from RefSeq and is a predicted model, not a curated record. Gene Ontology annotation, cellular component: plasma membrane. Gene Ontology annotation, biological process: sensory perception of smell; detection of chemical stimulus involved in sensory perception of smell.
UGUCUCUGCAGUGUGAGCAAUAUGGACAUUCUCUACUUAAAUUUUACCAUUUUUAGAUACUGCGGUAUUUGGUGGCCAGAUCAAUCUGCAUCCCCAAAGAACCACUUUUAUCGUAUCUAUACGAUCUCAAUCAUAACCAUGGUGUACAUUUUCACGCUUACGCAAAUAUUGGACAUGGUGAACGGAAAUUAUGACAUAGAUGAAAUCACAAACAAUUCAUUUCUGAUGCUAACGAUGAUAGGCCUUUGUAUAAAAGUCACUAAUUUCUCACUCCGGCGCCGGAGUAUCGUGACUCUGUUGAAUAUACUGCGAAAUGAUAUUUGCCGACCACAGAAUGAUUCCGAAAUCAAAAUACAAAAGCACUUCGACGGCGUCGCCAGGUUUGUAGCUCCGUUUUUCUAUAUGUCAAACACGCUAUACUUUUCGGUUCUUUCGGAAACGACUACGAUAGCAUUCCUGAUAAUACCAUUACUGACUAAAAGUUACGAAGAGCGUACAUUACCUUUCAAAGCGUGGCUGCCCUUCAGUUUGUCACGACUCACGAUAUAUUGGUUGAUAUACAUCCAACAAAGUAUUUCGAUACUGAUUUCUACAAACUUGAACGUAGCCAGUGACACGCUUGUUUCCGGAUUACUCGUUCAAGCCUGUGCUCAAUUAGAUAUCCUUAAAGAUAGAAUAACUCGUAUGAAGAUAAAACCACUUGUUGCUACCGAAGCUACUUUUAUAGCCGAUAUCUUCUACGACGAGUACGUGGAAUUGACUGUAAAGAGAUGUGUUCGGCAUCACAUCGUAAUAUACGAAUUUGCCGCUAUGGUGCAGGACGUCUUUGGCUGGGUGGUAUUCUUUCAGUUUUUCGUCAGCAUGUUGACGGUCUGCUCCAGCGUUUUCAAACUCUCACAAAACGAUUCGGACUUCCUCGAAGUCAUAUCGUUUUCGCUGUACCUCGCCUGUUUGUUGGUACAAUUACUAUUCUACUGUUGGCAUGGUAACGAAGUUAAACUCAAGAGUAUCGGCGUGAGUGACGCCGUCUUUGCCUCUGACUGGACGUCAUUGAAACCAAAAAUGAGAAAGAGCCUGACAAUGCUGAUGAAAAGAUCCACUGGACCCAUAGUGAUUACCUGUGGAUCUAUGCUCACUUUAUCUCUUGGAACUUUUAUGAUGGUUUGCUAUGUUUGUUUCGAAUGAUCUACAUAAAUUUAAUCACAUAGCGUGGGUAAGUAAUAGAUUAUUGGCUGAAGAAAUGAAAUAUGAUUUUUCCGACAUUCUUAGGUCUUAAAAACGUCUUAUUCGGCGUUCAACUUGCUCAAGACAUCUUGAUUAGAAUAAUGAAAAAUAUGGCGAGACGAGAUUCUUCUGCACAUCUCUACGGUC